AUGUCCUCAACCUUCAGUUAUUUUUCGGGGACGUCAGGCAGUGGCUCUUGCACGCACUCCAUUAGCAGUGAAUCCGAUUCCUGGUCCCGCCACAGUGCCAUCAUGCAUCAACCACCACCAAUCUACGGGACUGCUAGCGAGCCUCCGCUGGUUUAUCAACCCCAUCCAAGCGCCAAACGAUUUUCUCCCCCACAUCGUGAUUGUGGUCCUCUAGACACUCAAUCUGUUACCGCAAGGCCGCCAAAGAAAGUAUCGCCGGAGUUUGAGUUUCCCAUGCCAUACAGCGGUCUUCCGGUGACUUCACACGCCUCUGUUGGGAUGACUGUCUCUCCCGUGGGGCCUUUGCCGCGUCCGAUUCUUUCGCGAGAGUGGGAACACCCCGCUCACCUGCCUCCGGAAUCGCUUAGGCGCGAUUACAACUUUGUUAAGCCAGCAGAGAAUCCGGAGUACCUGGUUGAAAGGAAUAGCCGACGUAAUUCUGAAAAGAUCAAAGGCACUGUCCGUUACCACUCACAGAGACGACCAUCCAACCGGGAUGAAUUUGAUGGACCCCAUCAGUUACUAGAUAUCCCCUCUCCGCGUAUUAUAGCGGCUCAGGGAAGGGAUCUUCCUCAUCUUCCUACUAAUCUUGAUGUUUCAGAGCAAGAUCGAAUCCUGAGCGCAGUGAAUGACCGGCUGUCGCAAUGUGCUUUUGACUUUGUUGCAAAGUAUCAAUUUCCGAUUCCACUGGAACCGGACAAGAGACAGGUGAGGAUUCCCUCAGACCGUGAAUGGACUGAGUGGGUAUAUCUCCUUAAAAGACUGGCCACCAAGCGCCGCAUUCCCGCCCGGGUCUUGUAUAAUGGCCAAAUCAAGCAAUUAGUCACGGUGCUGGAAAACUCCCUGGAAAUGAGGCAUGCUGCCAAGCAUCAGUCUAGACCCAUCAAGGAUGAUCGAAAUGUUCUCCAGCUAAUUUCAGCCGGCACCCAAGUGGCAAAGAUCCUUAAAGAUGCCAGUGCCAUGGAGUACUUAGACCGUCUUUAUGUUGACACGGAGAAGCGCAUUCAGGAUCGACGUACUCGCCGGGUAAAGUUCGCCAAUCCAUGA
Aspergillus pseudotamarii is the source of this 1086-nucleotide messenger RNA. RefSeq lists its product as uncharacterized. Lineage: Eukaryota; Fungi; Ascomycota; Eurotiomycetes; Eurotiales; Aspergillaceae. The transcript is spliced from 3 exons. Bases 1 to 1086 code for a protein of 361 amino acids. The record is from RefSeq and is a predicted model, not a curated record.